AUGAAAAUCAACCAACCUUUUUAGGUUUUUGUUCGUAUACGAUCCCAUUCAGAUUCUACAAAUCCAAUUGAAGUUGUUAAUGAAAAUAUUGUAACUAUAAAUUUUAAAUAAAUAGCUUAGAAUAUCAAAUAGAGAAAUGAGCUUUUAGAAAAUCUUUACUGAAAAUGAUUCCAAUUAAUCAGUUUAUGAAGGAGUACUAUUGUAUAUUAAGUAGACUUUAUCGAAAUUUAUAAGUAAAAUAUUUGAAGGGUUCAAUAUGACAGUGUUAUGUUAUGGAAUGACUGGAUCUGGUAAAACUCAUACUAUGUUUGGGAACUCAUAAGUACAAUUAAAUAAUAAAUAAAAAGGAUCAUUAUGGCAUAGUAUAUUAAGCAGUUAAGGAACUUUUUCAACUGAAGAAAAAUGGAUUUAUAAAAAUUAGUUUUUAUGAAAUAUAUAAUGAAUAGAUUAUAGAUUUGUUAGAAUAAAAUUCAUAGAAUUUAUCAGUCUAAGAAGAUAAGAAUGGAGAUACUUAAAUACCAGGUUUAUCAUAAUAAUGCAUAGUUGAUGAAGAUCAUCUUGUUUAAUUGAUAUAAUAAGCAUAAAAACGAAGAUAAUUGGCUUCAACUGCUAGUAAUUAAUAUUCAUCUAGAUCACAUGCUAUUGUAUAGAUAUAAGUAGUAAAUUAUGAUGAGAAAUAAAAUAUUAAAUAUGAUGGUAAAUUAAUAUUAGCAGAUUUGGCAGGUAGUGAAAGAUGUUAUAAUUAUAAAAAUGGAGGAACAUAAAAGAUUUAAUAAGAAGGUUAAAAUAUUAAUAAAUCUCUUUUGGCAUUGGGUUAAUGUAUUAUGAUGUUAAAUUAAAGCAAAUCACAUAUUCCAUAUAGAAAUUCUAAAUUAACAAGAAUUCUAAAAUAAUCUCUAAGUGGUAAUUCUAUGACUCUUUUUAUUGCAUGUAUAAGUAAAUAAUUUAGUGAAGAAACAGAAAAUACAUUAAAAUAUGCUUAAUAAGCAUGUGCAAUAAAAACAUAAUUAACUUAAGCUAUGACAUAAAUCUAAAUUUAACAACCAAAAAGAUCUAUAUCAAUUGAAAUCUAGAAUCUAGAAUAAUAAUUGAAUAAUUAUUUUGUGAUUAAUAAUGGUUUACAUAAAAACUUAAAUACAUUAUAUUAAAAUGUGUAAAAAGAAUAGGAAACUAAAGUUAUUGUUUAAAAUGUAGAAUAAUAUAUAGCAUCAAAUAUGAGAAAGUAGAAAUUAAUAAUAAAUUAAAUUAAAGAACUUAUUGUUGAAAAAGAAAAUUAAGAUAAAUCAUUUACAUAUAGAGGAUCAGAAGUAAGAUUUUGUGAUUUAAGCAAUAAAAGUUCAAUAAUUUCAUAAAUACAACCUCAUACUGCAGAUUAAAGUUGUUAAACUGAAAGAGUUUGUGAUCCAAUUUAAUUUGAUGUAAAACAUGGAAGACAUAAUUCAUAAUAAACAAUUAAUAAAAUUGAAAUACAUAAAAUUCCAGAAUCAAAAAGAUUUUCAAAUCCAUUUCUAAGUACUAUGGUUUUAGAAGAAAAUACAAAAAAGAAUGUAUUAUAAGAUAGAACAAAUAGAUUCAAAAUAAAAAUAAAAUGA
Messenger RNA from Paramecium pentaurelia, 1592 nucleotides. Lineage: Eukaryota; Ciliophora; Oligohymenophorea; Peniculida; Parameciidae. The record is from the annotation of a GenBank genome assembly.